Messenger RNA from Anopheles stephensi (Asian malaria mosquito), 1536 nucleotides. RefSeq names its product dynein light chain Tctex-type (gene Dlc90F). The record is from RefSeq and is a predicted model, not a curated record. Gene Ontology annotation, cellular component: cytoplasm; cytoplasmic dynein complex. Gene Ontology annotation, molecular function: dynein intermediate chain binding. Lineage: Eukaryota; Metazoa; Arthropoda; Insecta; Diptera; Culicidae. Bases 155 to 490 code for a protein of 111 amino acids. Gene Ontology annotation, biological process: microtubule-based movement. The transcript is spliced from 3 exons.
CAAAAGGACUGUCAAAAAUCGUGGGCAAAAAGCACAGAAGCAGUACGGAACGUUCUAGGAAUUAAUGGUCGUCAGCUUUUAGCGGCUCCGGCAUAUUCAAAACAGUACGUGAUAGCGUGAAUAUUUGGAUUCCUGGCCUCAGCACUAAAUCGCCAUGGAAGACGGAAAAGAAGAGCACCAGUUCGUUGUGGACGAUGUGAGCAAGAUCAUCAAGGAAGCGAUCGAGACGACGAUUGGGGGUAAUGCAUAUCAGCAUGAUAAGGUCAACAACUGGACCGGAUCGGUGGUGGAGAGCUGCCUUAGCGUGCUAACAAAGCUCCAGAAGCCUUACAAAUACAUAGUAACGUGCAUGAUAAUGCAAAAAAAUGGCGCUGGACUGCAUACGGCAAGUUCUUGCUACUGGAACAACGAAACGGACGGUUCCUGCACGGUACGCUGGGAGAAUAAGACGAUGUACUGCAUCGUAUCGGUGUUUGGACUUUCGAUCUAGAAGCGAUGCAGUGAACCGGUGGGUGUAAAGAUGGAGGGUAAUUGCGUAUUUCCGAAACAAACCGUCAAUUUGAUUGUCCUUUUUAUGAUGUGUUUUAAAUACCUUUCCUCACUCCGUCAUUAUUGUGUGUGUGUGCGCGUCUGUCCACCUAGCAGCUACAUGUGCGUAAUGUAGUGUACAACUCUCCGGUUCGCUUCGGAUCGUGUGCAUUAUUAGUAGGACAACUUUUCCCAUGUAAGAGAACGCUUGACCAACGGUUGUUGAGUUUAUUUAUUUUUAUGCAAUAAUAAUGCCGAUCCAUGCAACUCUGUCUCUUCCACUCUCUCUUUCGCACAAGUACUGAUACUUGCAAAAAUGCGUAAGAUGUAAUAUUUGUCCCUUGUACGAAAGUUGAAACCAGAGACCAAGGACACAUCGGUGUUGGAGCCAUUGGAAAAGAAGGAUAAACGCAAAAACGAGCUCUGGACGCUUCGGUUGCUUUUUUUAAAUUUUCCCUCCUAGAGAAGGCCAGUUGCUGAGAUAAGAGGAUAAGAUAGCGUGUGAUAUGCCCAAAAUGCAAAAAUCGAAUUACAAUGUUUAGUCAUAGGAACAAUAUAGGGUGUGCACCACAUUUUCCUACUCACUGUAUAUCGUGCGAGGCUGUGCAGCUCUGUGUGUGGGUGCGUGUGUAGAGAGAACUUGUGAGAUACUCUGGUAAUAGAAGGAAGAUAGGCAAGUAGUAAUAGCGAAGGAAGGCAGGCAGUAUAGCACAACAAAACUAAAAAAAGGUCACAGAUACAGGUGUGAUCGUACUAACUUUGGCCGGUGGGAAACAUUAAUUGGCGGAUUGCAAGUGUAAAUUUUCGUGUGUGUCCAUACAGCGAGGAAAGCAGCGAGCAAGAGUAAGUAAUUAAGAUUAUGGUAGGUGUUUGCUUAGCUCAAGAUGAUAAAACGCAUUGUUUUCGUUGCGUUAGCCAAUAGGAGACGCGUUGAAUGCAGCAGCUACGCGCGCAGCAGGAAGGAUUCACAAUACACACAUAGAAUAUAAGAACUAACGACACGGAAAA